CGCAUGUCCCUCUUUCCGGAAGUGAUACUUGGUCCCAUCAACGCGCUGAACUGAUCAUAUAAGCCCGCCAGUCUUUACAAUUGAAUAAACUUCAACAUGCAGCUUCCACUCGUGCUCGCAACCGUCCCUCUGGUGCUGGCCAGUAUCCCGGAUACAGUCAACGACUGGCACCCACCAGUCUAUGGCGACUUCCGCGGGCCCUGCCCCAUGAUGAACACGCUGGCCAACCACGGCUUCCUGCCCCGCGACGGCCGCAACAUCACCAAAGCCAACGCUAUCUCGGCGCUGGGCAACGGGCUGAACUUCGACGCGACGCUCGCGGGGAUAAUGUGGGAGCAGGCAAUCAUCGCCAACCCCUCGGCGAACGCGAGCUUCUUCACGCUGGACCACCUGAACCGACACAACGUGCUGGAGCACGACGCGUCGCUGAGCCGCACCGACGCCUACCUGGGCAACAACCACGCCUUCAACCAGAGCGUCUUCGACAGCUCCCGGAGGUACUGGACGGGCGAGACGGUCGACGCGCUCCAGCUCGCGAACAGCAAGAUCUUCCGCCAGGUCGAGAGCCGCGCCACCAACCCCAAUUACACCUUCUCGGCGACCACGGAGCAGUUCAGCCUCGGCGAGGUCGCCGCGCCCAUCGUCGCCUUCGGGGACCUGGAUCAGGCCGCCGUGAACAGGACCCUGGUCGUGUAUUUCUUUGGUGAGUCUCAUGAAAAUAACAAAGCCCUCUUCUCCUGGAUCCUACACAUGGUGGCUUCAAGUGCCUGGAUCAUCACGAACACGUUUCCUUCGGUUGACUGACAUGGUGGUGGUGUGCAGAGAACGAACGACUUCCUACCGAGCUUGGGUGGACCAAAAAGGUUGAUCCAAUCACAUUGGAAAAGAUCACCAGCAUCACUGGAAUUAUUGGUAGUGCGACAAGUCUCCUCACCGGGUCCGCAGCGUCUCCUGCUGAGAGACGGUCGGACUUACACGGCGGAUUCUAGGUUGACAUCUGCCGGACUGGGUUUUAGUAACGACAGUAUGCAAAGAGUUCAGCAAAAAACGAGUCGCAGACUGUAACAAUAAUGGCGAAUACAACACUUUCUCUUAUUAGCCUGCGUGGUUUUGUGGACCUGUUCUCAAAGUCCAUUAGUGAGCUAACUUACUUGGUUUGAAGGCAUGAAUUAAGAGACGUCCAGGACAAAUCCCUUCGGACUGAGCACUCAGUCAAAAGCAU
Molecule: messenger RNA, 1222 nt
Organism: Truncatella angustata
Lineage: Eukaryota; Fungi; Ascomycota; Sordariomycetes; Amphisphaeriales; Sporocadaceae
Product: Chloroperoxidase
Exons: 2
Coding region: 97-804 (235 amino acids)
Molecular function (GO): peroxidase activity
Source: RefSeq, a predicted model, not a curated record